This is a messenger RNA of Drosophila takahashii, 1814 nucleotides long. NCBI's taxonomy places the organism in Eukaryota, Metazoa, Arthropoda, Insecta, Diptera, Drosophilidae. The record is from RefSeq and is a predicted model, not a curated record.
UACAUAUAUACAUGCAUCUGCAUUCUUCUAGAACUUUCGUUUUGACACACAUUCAUAGAUGAAACAGCGCACUUACUUUAUAGUAGCUUUAUUCAAUUUCAAAUUCUACUGUAAAAGAAAAGGCUUUAAUAUGUUGGCCUAAUAAGUUAAUAUACCACAUUAAAUUUACUAAUGCGCAAGUGAAUGUUUUUGUAUUCACUCAUAUAUAUACAUAUAUUUCAUAUGUAUGAACGCUUGUAUUGGGUUCGUUCAGUUCGUGCUGCGCAGUAGGCUUACAGUAGGCUUACAUUUAUUUUAGAUAUGGAACAAAUAUUAAAAGAUUUUAAAUGCGAGAAGCUGAAAGAGUGCUUUGAAGAACAUGGAAUUGAUGAAACUACCAUACUUUUACUGACCGGUGAACACCUAAAGGAAAUAGUUCCCAAACAUCUGUUUGGGGAGCGUGUUCGAUUUGAGCACGAAGUUAACCGCUUUAAUGAAUGGAAAAAUGGACUUUCUGAAAAUAGACCUAUUGGGUAUAACCAAAUUGGCGAAAAGGGGAAUAAUGCUAGUAGCCAAGUCGGAGUACAGGUUUCUGCUUUAGGCAUUUUAAAAGUAUACCCACAAUUUGUAAACAUCCAAGCACUUUAUCGAAAGAAGGGCUACCUUGAGCCGAGUCACCGCAAACUGAUAAGCAACUUAAUUUGCGAUUUUUUAAUCAGUAAUGGAAUCGAUUGGCAACCUAGGAGGUUUAAAGAAAUUUCAGAGCAAUUAGUCGAAAUGUUUCCAACUGAAGUGAAGGAGACUUACUAUCUGCAAAUCAAAAAUAAAAAAGCUGGAGGUGUUUUGUGCUGCAGGUAUAGAAACUCCUUGGCCAAACGAAGAGUCCUUGAGUCAACAGUCAACAUUGAAGACGACGGAGAUGAGCCUGCUGACGAAGAGAACGAUAACUAUAAUAAUAAUGCAAAGUACUGGCUCAAAUGCAAUGUUGCCCCAUUGAAUAUAGUCAAGGAACAUUGGGAACACACCUUCUCAGAGAGAAAAUUGUCGAUUCAAACUGGAAGCAAGAACUUAAACGCAAUUCUUGAAGAAUGGCCUAUUUUAAGACAGAGUUUUGGACAUGAAUUGAUAAGUCGAGAUUUUGAGCUUAAGUAUCCAGAGACUAUCAUCGAUUUGGAAACUCAAUGGUCAACAUUUCGAUCAAAGUUCCUGCAACUAUCGCAAGAAAGAGUGAAGGAAAAUUACAGCCUGGAAAUACUGAAGAAAUUAAAAACGGAUUCAGCAGACGACGAUCAACUUAAUAUUGCAACCAUUACAAUUUUACAUGCCAUCUUGAAACCAACGGCUCGUAAAGUGGUUAAGAAGGGAAACAACAAGAAAAUUGGCGUAAAGGUAACAAUUCAAGACUCGCGACAAAGUUUUUUUCGCACAGUUUUCAUCGUCCGCCGAGUUGGAGAGUGCUAUAAAAGAAAAAAUCGAAGAACAGUUGAAGUGUAACGAAUGUCUACAGCCAAUUAUUUGUGGUAUCGGCCCAACCGUUUUGGAAUCUACUGAAUUUUUCGUUUAUUAUGCCGAUAUUUACUAUAAGUUUACAAACAUUUUAAGCGCAAUUGAGUCUUGCUUUAAACUUUUUUAUGUCCUUGAUCUUAAAUAUCCUGAGUCGUGUAAGUUAGUAUGGUUGUUUUUUCAAGAAUAUUUCUUUAACUUCAAGUUAUCCGAUAAAGAUAUACAUCCCUCGGUGAAGUCAUUAAUUAAUGACCUAAAAUGAAAAACAAGUUCUUACUUUCAUGAGUGCAUAUAAUUUUGAUUUAAAUAUUCUUUUUAAAUUUUGAAUUUUA